AUGGUGGAUUCUGGCGCAACAAGGCACAUCGUGACAGACAUCACCAGAUUUGAGUUUUUCGACGCAAGCUUCAAGCCACAGAGUCACGUUCUGGAGUUGGCUGAUGGGGUGAAAACCAGCGGAGUUGCGGAGAAAAAGGGUACUGCCAAGUUUCAUCUGAGAGACAUCAACGGGAGAGUUGUGGAUGUGCUGCUGACGGACAUGCUGUAUGUCCCGUCAUUUACGCAGGACAUAUUCUCCGUCAAAGCGGCAACUGCCCAAGGAGCAACGGUAAUCUUCAAAGAAGGUGAUAUAUUCCUGAAUACAGGUGAUAUAUCCAUCCUCACGUGGGAGUCUGGAAACUUCUCCUCUCAGACUGGAGCUGAUCAUGUGACAGGAAGUGAAGAGUCUGCAGCCUCCUCUUCAUCGAUGCUCCGUCUGUCAGUGCAGCUCCUCCUCCUCCUCCUCCUCCUCCUCCCCCCCCCAGGCCUGAUGACAUCACAGGGCCUGAUGACAUCACGGGGCCUGAUGACAUCACGGGGCCUGAUGACAUCACCGGGCCCCCCCAGCUGCCGGCGGCGGGCGGCAGGCGGCCGGCUGACGGUUCGAUGCAGCGGACUGAGACUCACGCAGGUUCCCGCCGGCUUGUCCAAUCGCACCACUCGUCUGUUUCUGAACAGGAACCUGCUCAGGUCUCUGCCCCCCGACUCCUUCUCCACUCUGCUCCGGCUCACGGAGCUGGACCUGUCGCACAACCAGCUGUCCCUCCUGGAACCGGGCUGUUUCUCCGGACUAGCGUCCUCCCUCCGGUACCUGGACCUGUCGUCCAAUCAGCUCACAGCGCUGGACCCGGCGGCCCUGGGCCCGAUCAGAGCCCGGGCCAACCUGACGCUCAACCCCUGGCACUGCAACUGCAGCAUGCAGGUGAGUCCGCCUCCUCUGCAGCUGGACGGGUCUCUGGAUAAAGUGAUCUGUCAGACAUCCGAGCUCCCAAACGCCGGAACCGUGGGCCUGCCCCUGGUCCUGCUGGUCCAGGACUGGGACUUGUGCCGGUCGGUGCUCCGCCAGACGGACCUGGUGACGCUGGUCUCAAUGCUGCUCUGGUUCCUGCUGCUCGUCUCCUACCUGGUCCACUACAUCCGUAGGAACGAGCUCGUCAUCCAGCAGCACUUCGACUACCUCAAGUUCCUGGACAGCCGGGACCCGUACCGGCCCAGAUGAAGGUUCCUGGGGGACCUGCAGAAGAUCCAGGA
Cololabis saira (Pacific saury) is the source of this 1232-nucleotide messenger RNA. Its product is annotated as leucine-rich repeat-containing protein 3-like. The transcript has 7 exons. The coding region runs from base 1 to 1200 and encodes 399 amino acids. The record is from RefSeq and is a predicted model, not a curated record. Gene Ontology annotation, molecular function: protein binding. Lineage: Eukaryota; Metazoa; Chordata; Actinopteri; Beloniformes; Belonidae.